Clonostachys solani is the source of this 933-nucleotide messenger RNA. The record is from the annotation of a GenBank genome assembly. Lineage: Eukaryota; Fungi; Ascomycota; Sordariomycetes; Hypocreales; Bionectriaceae.
AUGAUAAAAAGAUCGUGGAACGAAGCAAAUCAGGGAGAUCCUGAACCCUCCCUUCGAUGGAAUCCCAACCCUGGGAGCUUCUCUCCCCUGCCCAAUGCACCUACGGAUGAGCAAGUUAGGGCUACAAACAACGUCGAUCCAGCCCAUAUUCCACCUCUCCCGAACAUAUCGCGUAAAGUCAAGGCAUGCGCUGCCUGUCGAAAGCAAAAGGUGGUCUCCUUUAUGGACGCGUCGGUUCGAUGCUUCAUGGACAAGAGCGGGCCUCCAUGCAAGCGGUGCGCCGAAAAGGAUCUGUCUUGUGUCCUCAACAAAAGCCUGCAGACUCUUAUCAAUGAACGCGUACCGCAGACGAAUGCGUUGAUACACGAUCUAGAGAUUGUGUCGACAAGCGUCCAGCACAUUCUGAAGACACUGAAUCUUCCAAGCAUGCCGCAGCUUGAGAGCUCCAGGUUUAUUGCGCCUUCUCCAGCCUCAGGGGAGCAGGGUGACCCAAACCAACUCCCAGAUAUUGGCCCAUCAUGCGACAACUCACCAGAUCUCUCAGCCCAAGAUGAAGAAAAUCUCCCCCGAAUCCCAAUGCAUUCUGUAUACCAUCUCACCAAAUUAAGCGCUCUGCGAUCCCCCGAAGCCGAUAUAGAUGCGUCGCCCGGAAAGUCGAUGCAGACCGGGUCACAGGCCGACUUUAUUUCCCAAGGGAUGAUCUCCCUGGAAGAUGCAGAGAUGCUCUUCCACCUCUACACAGAUCGCGUCGACCAUUUUGCCUACGGCGUUGGCGCAAGAUACAAAACGUUGGAGGCUUUGCGGUGCAAUAGUGCGGUUCUCACAGCGGCCAUCCUCACCGUUGCUGCCAUGCAUGAUCCCAAAGCCAACAGUAUCUACCCCAUAUGUGACCGUGAAUUCAAGCGUCUAAUGACUGAGUCCCUGUUUGAUUGA